Molecule: messenger RNA, 1308 nt
Organism: Ixodes scapularis (black-legged tick)
Lineage: Eukaryota; Metazoa; Arthropoda; Arachnida; Ixodida; Ixodidae
Exons: 1
Source: RefSeq, a predicted model, not a curated record
AAUGAAGUGGUUUUAUGGUACCAAACAUUUAGUUGUACAAGUGUUCGACUGUACAACAGUGGCCAGGUUCUUCUUAAUAAUAUAGCUAAAAUUGUGGGCCAGGUUGUCCCAUCUGAACAGGAGCAGCUCACAAGAUCCCUGGGAGUUGGGCCUCAUGCAAGAACCUGCUUCUUUGGUGGCUAUGACAGCAUAAAGCAUAGCCCAGAUGCACUGCGAAGCUUGUGCGGUGUUGACGGCAAUGUGUUUGCUUUGCUGCUUAGCCUACUGCCAACGGUUCGAGACCGGGGGAGUGACGUUACAGUAGAAAACAAAAUGCUGAUCUUCCUCACAAAAAUGAAACUGGGAAUAUCGUUUAGCGCUGUUGGAACUCUCUUCGGGGUCCACGAGACCACUGCCUGCCGUACAUUUUAUGCUGUGCUGUACACCUUGGCAGAGGUCACUAGAGGUUGGAUCAGUAAGUCUCCUGUGAGCAACAUCAAGCUUGCGCAGCCGCUUUGUUUUCAGGAAAACUAUCCGGAGUGCACUCUCAUUGUAGAUUGCACAGAGAUAAAAACGGAGACACCCCCCAACAUUAGGCAGCAGCACGUACUGUACUCCUCGUACAAAGGAUGCUACACACUGAAAUUCCUUGUUGGAAUCAUCCCCAAUGGAAUGGUGGUGUUCAGGUCCAAACCGUACGGUGGUCGAUGUUCAGACACAUACAUCACACUAAACUCUGGAUUUUUGAAUGUGCUCGAAAGCGACGACAUGGUUCUUGCAGACAAGGGAUUUCCUGGCAUUCGCGCUUCUCUUGCCGACAGGGGGGUCAUCCUUGUAAUGCCACCAUUCUCGGCGGGAAGCAACGUUCCAUUCACUACCGAGGAAAUGGAAGAGACCUACGCAGUUGCUUCGGUGCGCAUUCAUGUGGAAAGGAUGAUUCAAAGAAUUAAGCUCUACGACAUCCUUAACCACCGAGUUCCCAUUUCACUGAUACCAGCAAUGGGAGACAUUUUCCACAUGUGCUGUGUUUUGGCCAACCUUCAGCCACACAUUAUCAGCUCGUAGCCUGUGAACUAACUUGAGAACCCUUAGGAACCUUUCAUUUUUUUAAAUUUUAUUUUCAUGAACUUCGUUGGUUUUUUGGCAGCACUUUAAUUUUUGUGAGGAUGCAACAUUUGCAGAUUGAAGACAAUUUGCAAAAGAUUGAUCUCGCGAAGAAACAGUUCCAUGGUGGCAAGUACAAAACAUACCAUUUUGGAUCGCAUAAAUUUGUGCCCACAAAAUAUCUCGCAAACAGGCAUGUUGAGAAAAUCGCGAAAUAUUGAGGUA